AUGGAGAAGGACCGGGGAAGGUUGAGGGGUCAAACCGGACCUAGGCGGGGCCCGAACGGUGGCCGGAGGUGGCCGAACGGCUCCGGCACGGGCUGGUGCAGCAGUUGCGGCGCAAGGGCAGGCAAGAGGGAGGCGGAGACGUGCGGAGCGGCAGCGAGCAGCGACGGCCUUGCGCACGAGGCUUGGACGGCGAGCGGCGGCUCCGGCGAGACUCUCGGCGACCCUAGCAACGGCGGCAGCGGCUUGACGAAGGGGCAGGAGCUCGGGACCGCGCGGACGAAGGCUGGAGGCGGCGAAGAUGGUGCGACGACGAGCGGCCACGGUGGAAUCUGA
Molecule: messenger RNA, 333 nt
Organism: Eucalyptus grandis
Lineage: Eukaryota; Viridiplantae; Streptophyta; Magnoliopsida; Myrtales; Myrtaceae
Product: keratin, type II cytoskeletal 2 epidermal-like
Exons: 2
Coding region: 1-333 (110 amino acids)
Source: RefSeq, a predicted model, not a curated record